Molecule: messenger RNA, 5241 nt
Organism: Wyeomyia smithii (pitcher-plant mosquito)
Lineage: Eukaryota; Metazoa; Arthropoda; Insecta; Diptera; Culicidae
Exons: 2
Coding region: 239-4984 (1581 amino acids)
Source: RefSeq, a predicted model, not a curated record
GAACCGUGUAGAGUACUGACAAAAAAAAACUGCUCGACUUGAUCGAUACGUGCGCGAGUGCUGUGAAUUUAUCAUGCGUUGGAGGUGUACAAGAAAAGGAUAAGAGAAGCGUUCACAUUUAGGACCUCAACUUAGUGACGGUAGCGUGAAGUUUGGCGAAAACGCGCGAUCCUGUUCAGGCCAACGUCGUCGAAUCAAACAUUUUCAACGGAAAUUUAUGUUGAAAUGAUAUAAAACAAUGGCCGCAAAACUCAAUAUAUUUGUGCUUCUCUUGCUAAUGAGGCACGUCAGAGCGAACACGGAAACGCCAACUCAGCAUCUUAUACCUCCAGCACCUCAACAGACCAUUCCGCCUCAGGACACUCUCCAGCUUUCGUCAAACCAGCAAACUCAGUUAUCAUCGGAUCAACAUACUCCGGUUUCGUCUCCACUGACAUUGCCAAAUCAGCACCCGCCGAGUCAAUAUGGCCAAUCAGUGAAUCUUGCGAAUGGCGGUUAUCCAUUCCUGCAACAGUACCCACCACCUCAACUGCCACAACAGCUGCAGUCUCAAUAUCCACUUCAACUGCCUGCUCAUUUUCACCAGCAAAAUCCGUUCGGGUUCCAGCCACCAAUCCCAUCCAAAAUACUGCCAUCCUUUCCAGCUUUUCCACACUUUACAACUAAUAUAACUCCUCCAUUUCCUCCUAAGCCCCAGUUUCUGUAUAAUGGUUAUCCACCGCCCAAUUCCAUACAGAUUCCACCAAAGCCGCUACCUUCAUAUAAUCCCUAUUUACCAGUUAACCUAAGCGCUCAAAUCCCUCCCAAAACUCUCCCAGCCUACAACACAUACAUACCACCCCUCCCAUUCACGAAUUCCUUAAGUCCCGCACCAUCGUUCCAACUUCCACUUCAAAUAUCUGCUCCCUUUCCACCCAAGUUCUCCUCCGCGAACCAAUUGUCGUCAAGCUCAACAACCAGCGUCAAGUUAAAUCCCACGUCAACAAUUCAACAAAUACCGGUUCUAAACACCAACCAAUACAACAAUUCGCAAGAAUCGACACGCUCUGCGAAGACUCUGCAAGCAAUCGGUUCUUCAAAUCCCUUGGUAUUCCACAAAAUUACGGAUAAUCUUCGUCCCGGCGGUUCAACGUGGUACUAUAAGCAGAAUCAGCCGGCAAAUCGGUCACCCAAUCCGUUGGCACCGAAACUAAAUUAUCCUGUUCAGUCACCUCAAAACCCAACACUAAAUCACAUCUUGCCUCAUAAUCCGGCACCUCAACCCAGCCACCUUGAGAAAUUAAAUCCACCACCAUCUUCACUGCCACCAUCUCCACAUUAUGCUCCACCACCACCACCACCGCCACCACAACUGAAUCAUCCAAAUCAGUUUAAAAACCAUCUUCCACCGUCCCAAUCACACUUCCAGCCGAACCAUCAGCAGCAACCAACUCAUAAUCACCACCAUUAUGUCCACUCGCCAUCGCAUGGACCACACGGACCACACGGACCUCACGGGCCACAUGGACCACACGGACCACACAACCAGAAUCCACUAACCCCCUUCGAAGUGCUCAAUUAUCCGGAGUUCCACAUCACACCAAUAACGAUUCCUUCGCCUGAGUAUCCACAAUUUGAAACACUACGCAAUCAGGUUAGUUAUCUGAAGGCAAAGCACAAACACUUCUUCGAGAGCCAACCGGCACCGGUUCUGCACUCAUCACCGCAAGUCCACCCGGACCAACAGGGACCGUGGAACGCGAAUGAAUACCAGAAAGCUGCGCCAAAUCACAAUCUGUUCUCUCCUCAUCAACCAUCGCCAUCGUCAUCUCCACAUAACUGGCACAGUCCAAAUGAGCAGAACAAACUGGUGCCUCCGAAAUGGAAUCCAGCCAAACAGGAGUUCGAACAAUCGCAUUCACCUCCUGCUGACCACAGUAAUUACAUCCAGCAGAAGAACCUGCUAACCGUACAUAAUCCCCAGGAACAAUCCUAUUCGCCAGCUCCCGACUACAAUCAUUUCAACCCACAGACGAACUCCUUAACCGCACACAACCCCCAUGAGCAAACAUACGCGUCCACUCCCGACUACAGCCAAUACAACGCUCAGCAAAAUCUGCUAUCCCUCCACAACGACUUUGCCGGAUAUCCACCGGUGAAGAAGUCGAACAUGAUGAAUGAGCUUGCGUACCUGAGCACCUGGGAAAAAGCGCUGGGGAUCAUUCAGAAGACAGACCACGGGAAUGCCGAGAAGGGACAAACGAUACUGUCCGCCGGGGAUACCGAUGAUUUUAAGAAGAUAGACAUCAUUUCGGCAGGACAUAAACAUUUGAACACGAAAAACCGGCGAUCGGAAAUCAUAGAGCAGCGAAUCCGAAAGAAGCCAUACAGUGCAAAAAUGAGAAACGUCAAGAAAGGGCAAGUUACGCAAAAGCCACCGAAAGGGGACGAGAAGGAGGCGACUUUGAUGGAGACUACUGAAAUGAUAGCGAUCGCAGCUGUAGCGGAAACCACUGCGGCCGAUGAGGCAACAGAAAGCAGAAGCAGACGACGGAGAGAUGUUUCUCAAGUAGAAGUCAUCACCGUUGGUGAGGGCGAUGCGAAUACUGCGGUACCGCUGAGCAGUCAGAACGAUACCAAAAUAGAAGAGGUUUCAAACAGUACUCAUCCGAGCGUUAGCAAUACUACUACAGAGCAAUCAACCGAGCAAAUAUCGAUUGCGACACUUCCACAGGAUUCCGAACUACUACCUCAAGCAGAAGCUCUUGCUUCGAAAGAUUUAACAGAAGAUGAACUACUGUACACUGAGUACGAAGAUGAACCACAUGCCGAAGCUUUAGUUUACGAUGAUUUUGACGACGCUUACUACGAUGACGAGCAGGAUGGACUGUUCGUGGAAGGUCGCUCUGAUUCGUUCAUUUUCGAAGAACACAACGGUACAACCUCGAGACCAUACGCGCAAAGAAUUGACGAUUGGUCCGAUGAACCACAAGCCGACGCAAUCGUAGAUCCACGAAAUCUACACGGAAAAGCGCUGAUAAGGUUCCUGGAUGAGGCGAUUCAAAACUCGUCGAUAUAUCUGCCAAAGGAAGCUGAAGAUCGGAGCUUCGAUAUUGUGGAACCUCCGAAGGAUGUAAUCAAAUUUCCGUACUACGAAAGGACGGAGCAACCGAUUAAUGUCGAUUCUGCGCUGCGAUUUGCAGAAAAUUUAACCACCUUUUCGAACAGUUUGUAUGGUUCGAAAAGCGGCAACCCGUGUCACGAGGUGGACAUUGAGCUCCCGGAAGAACCAGAGGAACAGAGUGCGGAUGGUUUUCAGCCUGUCCGCAGGUUGAGGCGACUAGGGAAUGGUAUUGGUUGUUUGAAAAAUAAGCAUUUUGGGAAGGAACCGUUGGACAAUCCCCUGUUCAAAGAACCGUUUGUAGGAAUUGGACGGUCGGUUUCGAGUGGGUCACCUACACCUCCGCCGCAACCAGAUCCGUCAGUGGCCGUAUUCAGCGACGUAAUUCGGUUGAUCAAGCAACAUUUAACAGAGGAAAACCGUGAGAAGGCUCGCACCGCGGAAGGAAUCGUUUCACCUAGACAGCUGAAUCUGCCAGAACCGAAGACACAUUUUCCGAAUAACGCCGUUCUAGAGCAGCUGCGGUUGGGGAAACGGAAAACGCUACCGCUAAAGCCACCCAAAAAAGUAGAGGAGCCGAAAGUGGAACAUAACGAGUCAGUUAUCAGUGAACAGCACCCGCUGAGGAUUGUCUUCCCCAGGAGGUUGAACUUCUCCAAGGGCUAUGAGGAGGGAAAGAAAGUGGCCCCGGUGAAGGUCAACUACUCGAAGCAUUUGGAUCCCGAUGGUAUCAAAGUCAAGUUGAACCGAACACGGUUGACCGAUCACGACAGUUACAAAGCCACUCUCGCGAGGAAGCUUAACUUCGACAAACUGGAUAAGCAAAAGGUUCCACAAAGUCAGCGGAGAUCAUCGGUGGUUGAGACGUCGUUUUACGAUCCGUUCCCAACUCGUCCUACGCGCUUCAUGAAUCCGGGAAUUUUCGAUAUAUCCACCUACUAUCCGCGGUUCACUGCCAGAGGACAUGACUUGGUGGACAACGAUGAUGAUGAUGAUUCGGACGAGAAGACCCCCGCGGGAAAGUUGAAUUAUGAUAUGCUGCAACGUGAAGCGGAUGAAAUGUUGGACCGCGUGCGAAACGGAAACACCAAGAAGGAAACAGAACCCGGAUCGAACCCCGUUGCUUUACCGCUAACCGGGCGCAAGAAGGAAGAAGGAACUAAACCGUACGGCACCAGCUAUGCACCGUCGUACAGACAGUUCCGGUUGUUGUCAUCUCAAUUGAAGCACAAAGAUGAUGGCCAGAAGAAACCACCCUCUCUGGAUGAGUUGAUAAAUUUCUACACUCUCGAGAAGUCUCAUGAGUUGCACUCUGAGGAAACAAGCACACAACGAAGGGAUAGUUCAAGUGAAAGAAAUUUCUUUAUACCAACUGUUCCAAAUCUUCUCCCGGUUUUCGACGUCUCGACUUACUAUCCACGAUAUAUGUCCCGGGCUAACGACGAGCUGAAGCGAUCCCAAAGCGAAUAUCUUAAACGUCGCGAUAUCCAGCUUGUGCUGGAUGAUCUGGCAGCUCUCCGUGCUCCGAAGGAGUCCCCUAAGGGGGAUCGCAAGAACGAUUACGGCAAUCCGAACAGCAUCACGUCAGCACCAAUUCGAGACGACAUAGCAGAUUUCUUCGUGGAUUCGCUUCCUCAACCUAGCAGUUCAACGCCGCCCAUCUCAACCAAAGAUUCUCAUCACACGUUCAAAAAAUCGGAGCCGUACAAUCCGGAUCUGCCCGUAACCGACAGAGCCACUUUCGGUCUCGAUCAACCCCCUGUCAAACGAAAGUCACCCCGUAAGCGGUUCAAGACGAAUUCCAAGGGCGUCAAGCGGCGUGUAUUAAAGUACCGAAAACCGCGUGUAUCCUACAUCCCACAAUUCCAGUCAUCUGAAUCCUAAAAUUGGUUCGUUCCUUUCCCCCACUCCUUUUAAUCCCUCUAGAGAAUAAUUAUUUAUUGAAUGUCCCGUCCUUCCUGCGGAAGUAGCUAUGAGACGUUCAUAACUAUGUAGUGCGGCGGUUAGUUAAUUAGUUAGUUAGGUUUUAAAAUUGGGAAACCCAUGUGCGAGUGAUUUAAAAUACCUUCCACUGUAUAUAUAGGUUCACAGGCAAUAUUCAAGGUAUAUUGAAUGUAAAAUAGUUUGUAAAUGAAUGAGAA